AUGGCCAAACUAGAGAUUAUAAAACCAAGUGAACUGUAUAACAUUUUGAAUCAGAAAUUUACUCACGCUUUCAUAAGUGAUCCAUGUUAUUGUGUCCUGUUUGACUCACGAAGUGCCGAAGACUAUAAUAAGUCACAUAUUAUAACAGCUAAAAAUUUGAAAAGAUUGAAUGUUUGUUCUUUCAGAAUUCCUUAUGAGGCAGAACUUGAAUGCAGAUGGAAUGUCAUUGUUUAUGAUGGGAAUACAUCAUCAUUAGAAUCUGAAGGGGAUGCAGUUAGAUCUGGAAAGCUUUUGUAUGAUAACGGGAGCCGCCACCUAGUUAAAAUACUUGAAGGAGGAUUUGAGACAUUUACUCGUUUAUAUCCAUACAUGAGAAGUGAUAAGAUAAUGUACUUACCACGAGAGCUUGAAUCGUUUUCUACUUACCCUUUGGAAGUUUUGCCAAAUGUUUUAUACAUUGGUACAAUUCAACAUGCUGGUGAUCGUAAACUUCAUAGACAAAUGAAUAUUGUAGCGCAUAUAAAUUGUGCAUUAGAUGAUGAUGAUCCUAUAUACCAAAAUUGUAAAGACUCUAUGUUGAAUAUUCAACCAUCUGAAAAUUGUGAAUUGUUAUCAUUUUUGGACGGCGCUUGUGAUUUUAUUCAAGAAAAACGAUUAAGAGGACAACGUGUUUUAAUUAUUUCAAAAUGUAUGUUUAAUCAGUCCGUAGUGAUUGCAAUUGCCUAUCUCAUUAAAUAUGAAUUAAUGAGUUUAAAAGAUGCAUGGAUGUAUUUACGAAAGAUAUGUAUACCUAUGCAACCAAGUUGGAAUUUUAUGAUACAAUUAGCUGAAUUUGAAUAUAAAUUACAACGUACUGAUAAAGUGAUUCCAUUAACAGAAGAUGAAUACUAUGAAAGAUGA
Messenger RNA from Schistosoma spindalis, 900 nucleotides. Lineage: Eukaryota; Metazoa; Platyhelminthes; Trematoda; Strigeidida; Schistosomatidae. The record is from the annotation of a GenBank genome assembly.